Lampris incognitus (smalleye Pacific opah) is the source of this 1858-nucleotide messenger RNA. It is a transcript of the gene yif1a, whose product is annotated as Yip1 interacting factor homolog A (S. cerevisiae). Gene Ontology annotation, cellular component: endoplasmic reticulum membrane; Golgi membrane; COPII-coated ER to Golgi transport vesicle. The record is from RefSeq and is a predicted model, not a curated record. The transcript has 10 exons. Bases 468 to 1247 code for a protein of 259 amino acids. Lineage: Eukaryota; Metazoa; Chordata; Actinopteri; Lampriformes; Lampridae. Gene Ontology annotation, biological process: endoplasmic reticulum to Golgi vesicle-mediated transport.
GCGCAAGUCAACCAACCACAGCGAAUCACGCAACGUUAGCCGAGUAGCUAACGUCAGUGUAACUGACAAUGGACCUGCCACAUCAUGGACAUCGAGCAAAAACAAGCAAUGGAAUACAUCGAUCAGCCACAACAUUAAAACGACCAGAGGCCACUGCCAUCAGGGAAUACCAUUGCCAUAAAGGAGUUUACUUGGUCUACAACAAUGUUUAGGUAGUUGGUAUGUGGAAAAAGUAACAUCUACAUGAAUGCCAGGACCCAAGAUUUCCCAGCAGAACAUUACCCAGAGCAACACACUGCCUCCGGCGGCUCGCUUUUUUUUCCAUAGUGCAACCUGGUGCCAUCUCUUCCCCAGCAAAACCAAGAGCUCGUGCAGCCCCCCCCACAGGAGAUCCUCUUCUGUUUGAAGAUACCAGCUCCUCAGCACAAGCAGUGAAUAGUCAGGCAUACUACACUCCUGGGUACAAUAUGGCUGGACCUUCAACUGGUCCUCAAGGGGGAGCUGGAAUCAACGUGUUUUCUGACCCAAUGGCCAAUGCUGCGAUGAUGUAUGGCUCUUCCCUGGCCAACCAGGGAAAGGAUAUGGUUAACAAAGAGAUCAGCAGAUUUAUGUCUGUGAACAAGCUGAAAUAUUUCUUUGCUGUUGACACCAGAUAUGUCAUGAAGAAACUUAUGCUCCUCAUGUUCCCCUAUACACAUCAGGACUGGGAAGUUCGCUACCAUCGAGACACUCCACUUACACCAAGACAUGAUGUGAAUGCACCUGAUCUUUAUAUACCAACAAUGGCUUUCAUAACCUACAUUUUGCUUGCCGGAAUGGCCCUUGGCAUUCAAAAAAGGUUCAGUCCAGAGGUGCUUGGGUUGUGUGCCAGCACUGCUCUAGUAUGGAUCAUCAUUGAGGUGUUGGUGAUGUUGCUGAGUCUUUACCUGCUGACUGUACACACUGACCUCUCAACUUUUGAUCUGAUCGCCUACAGCGGCUACAAAUAUGUUGGGAUGAUCUUCACAGUGCUUUGUGGCUUACUGUUUGGCAGUGAUGGCUAUUUUGUGGCUCUUGCCUGGUCCUCCUGUGCCCUCAUGUUCUUUAUUGUCCGUUCUCUGAAAAUGAAGAUUCUGUCGUCCCUGUCGUCUGACGCGAUGGGGGCUGGAGCAAGUGCCAAACCUCGUCUCCGCUUGUAUAUAACUGUGGCUACUGCUGCCUUUCAGCCAGUUAUAAUAUACUGGCUAACCUCUCACUUGGUGAGGUGACCAUGAGGAGUGCAUGAUACCCUGGAGUCUAUUCGAAUUGGACCCACCAAACAAUCUGUGGAUGCCCACAUACAAACCUGUUGGAGUGUCACACCUGCCUUUCAUGCCCUUGUCAGUCAGCUCAAAAUGUAUGUACUUACAAGCUUGAGCUUUAACUUGUGUUUAGCUUGUCAGAUGGAGGAGUUCAUAACAAACUGGCUUUACUGAUUUACCAGUAUAGUGCAAGAUUGUGUUCUAGACAGAAAUUGUCUUUGCUGGAGGCCUUUUGCUUUUCCCCAUAAGUGUAACGCUGACAAAUGUUUUUGGUGACCUCAACUUAAAGAACAACAUUAUAAGAUGUGUUCAAUUAUAUUUCAAAAUAUUACUCUGACAAGUAAAAUUCACUCUUCUACAAUAUCUCUGGAUAUACUCCAGUACGUACCCCCCUCUACCAGCAAAAACACUCAAUGUCUGAGUACCUAAUUUCUGGUAUGGUAAUUUUGCUUAAUUAUCUACAUUUAUCUUGUGAAUCCUUGUUUUAUUUAUCAAAAUUUGACAGCAUGGCAAUGUUUUGAUUGGUUUUUGUUUUUGUUUUUUGUAGAAAAAUAAAUAUAUAUAGCCUUAUGGAUCAA